Messenger RNA from Triticum turgidum subsp. durum (durum wheat), 423 nucleotides. The record is from the annotation of a GenBank genome assembly. Lineage: Eukaryota; Viridiplantae; Streptophyta; Magnoliopsida; Poales; Poaceae.
AUGCUACUCGUGCGUCCCACGUCCGCGGCCGCGCACGCGCCGCUGGCCGGCCGGUGUAUAUAUAGAGCGCGCGCUCACCUCCCCAGCAGCACCAACCGAGACAUCCAUCCGGCCAACAGCAGAAUUCCUCUGCAAGGACGACUUCGAAAUCCGAACUCAUCAUCCGUCAUGGCUUUGGAUGGCAGGGCCUUGCCGCAGCCGGCGCCCGCGUGCGUUCCCGCCGUCCAGGCGGUGAGGCCGUGGGCGGGGGACAGCGGUGCUAAUUCGUCUACGGAGGGAAGGGAAAGGGGCAUGCUGCAGGGGAGCGCCGUGGAGGUGGAUGUGCCGCUGCUGCGGGACGACGAGGGGAGGAUGAAGCGGGAGCUGGUCGCCUGGGCCAAGGCCGUGGCGUCCAUGGCCAUCAGGGAGUCGAUGCGGUGCUAA